Schizosaccharomyces japonicus yFS275 is the source of this 974-nucleotide messenger RNA. RefSeq names its product Mvp17/PMP22 family protein 1. The record is from RefSeq and is a predicted model, not a curated record. Lineage: Eukaryota; Fungi; Ascomycota; Schizosaccharomycetes; Schizosaccharomycetales; Schizosaccharomycetaceae. The transcript has 5 exons. Bases 131 to 754 code for a protein of 207 amino acids. Gene Ontology annotation, cellular component: cytoplasm; membrane.
CGGUAAUGGUGUGUGGUUAUCACUUGUCUCGUGUCUGACGCGAGUCGUGCGUUGGUGAGCUGCUGCAAUCUUCAAUGUGAGUAUUGUUGCUUCAUAAAGCAGCAGCAGCUCCCUCUUCCCUUUCCACUCUAUGUUUCGAUCGUUUUCUGCUCGUUAUAAUCAAUGGUACCAAAGGUCGCCGGUGCUGACCAUGUGUUUCACGGCAGCAACCCUUGCAGGCAUUUCCGACGGCCUUGCUCAGGGACUGACCAUUUAUCGCGCUCGUAAAAACGCUAUUACCGGUUUAGGCGGUGAGAAGCUUCGUGCUCAUCCAGAGCUGCCGAGCAUACGUCGAGUACUUCAGUUUGUCGGGUUUGGUUUUGCAAUUUCACCCAUUCAGUUUCGAUGGCUUCGCUUUUUAGCCCAAAAGCUUCCUGUGAGUAAGGGUGUUGGGAACGUUGUUUCUCGUGUCCUUUUGGAUCAAAUAGUUUUUGCUCCGUUUGGUCUAAGUGCAUUUUACACUUGGAUGACACUCACUGAGGGUAACACUCUCCGAGAGGCAAAACGUCGUUUGCAAAAUGUCCUUUUGCCAACUUUAAAGGCCAAUUACUCUGUUUGGCCAUUCGUUCAAGCUGUGAACUUUUGGUUCAUGCCUUUGCAAUAUCAACUGCCAUUCUCAAGCAUUGUGUCUCUUUUUUGGAAUAUGUUCCUUAGUAUUAUGAACGCAUCCGAGUCUGAAGAAAUUACCCAACUUGGUGAGAUUGAACUGGUUUAGAUUCCGAUUGCAGCACUAUUCCGCAGUAUCCCCGGAUUGCAAGCAUUUUUCUCAUCUUACGGAUACAAGUUGAUCAGUAACACCCGGAUUUCUGGAUCACUUGUAGUCCAUUUGUUUUCCGUUGCAUAGUACACUUUCGUCUAGACGAUAAUGCAAGCAGCAUUGUAGAGUAAUGACAAGAUCAUGAUAGUAAUCUUUAUACAUAAAAAUUCCAAGUGAA